Symbiodinium sp. CCMP2592 is the source of this 3558-nucleotide messenger RNA. The record is from the annotation of a GenBank genome assembly. Lineage: Eukaryota; Dinophyceae; Suessiales; Symbiodiniaceae.
AUGAGAACGAGGGCCUGCCGCCCAUUCAUUCUCGGUACGGACAUGGCGAGGAGUUCAAGGCUGACAAGCCCCAGAACCGCAAAGGCAGCACGCACGAGGCAUUUCGCUACUGCUGCGGGCCCUGUGCUGCGCGUCGACGGCUCCAUCGCGCCGGAACGUCUGCUCGCAGAGCUUCGUCCGAUGACGAAGGACUUUCUCCAAGCUGCUACACUCCGGACAGUGGGCCAGGCCGGGCUUGCGACGACACUUCAGAUUCUGGCGCAGCUCCGGCAGGGAAGGCAAGCUGCCUUGUUCAGCCUGGAGUAUGGAGAGCCGGAGCAACGUACUCUUGGCCUUUUCAUGCAGCCCAUCUGUGAUUUCUGCAUGAACGAAAGCGAUUCACAGGAGGGCAUGCCCAUUCUGCCAGUCGUCAUCCAUAAGAAGCUUACAGCGGAGCCUCUGCUGAGGCUGCCCUCUGCCAAGUGGCUGCUGCCGGAGCAGCGAAACUUGCACUCCGAGCUGACAGUGACUGAGAAGAGAUCGGGUUGGGGCUCGGGGGCCUUUCAAACUUGGGGGGCAUGUGUCUACGCUGGUGGAAGGAUGAAAUACGAAGUCCAGUACUGGUUCACUCCUGACGGAAAUGUCUUGCUCAGCCCCGUGGGGAAUCGCAUCAGCGGCGUGGACCUGGUGCAGGGUCGAUCGGUGACUCUGGCGCCCGAGAAUCGGGAGGACGUCGCGGUGCUGGCACUGACGGAGGAUGCACGACUCCUCCUCUCCGUCGACAUACACGGCCAUGCAUUGCUGAUCAACUUCGUUCGGUGCAGCAUCCUAACGAGGAUCAAUUUCAAAGCCCGCGUGCAAAGUGCCAAGUGGAGUCCAGAUGCCCGAUGGCUCAUCGUAAGCCAUGGGCGGAAAAUCCAGCUCUGGAGGACUCCCACGGUGGAGCUUGGUUGGCAAUUCGUGAAGGAGCGUGUCACCGCUGGGCACCACGACGAUGUGGUUGACUUGUCGUGGAGCUCCGACUCCAACUUCUUCGCUUCCGCUUCGAAGGACGGUACUGUGCGGCUGUCGGCCGCACGCCGGCACGACGGGUUUCAACCCAUGGCGCUGCUUGAACACCGAAGCCCAGUCAGAGCGGCUUUCUUCUCCAAUGACAUGCAGCACAUUUUCAGCAUGUCCCGCGAAGGUGUGCUGGUGUCAGCCAAGUACACGCUCAAAGAGGGUGUACUCAACGACGAGGAGCACAGAGGGAAGCUCUUGUAUUGCCAGCCCGGCACAUGGGCGGUGGAGUCGAAAGCAUAUUGCCAGCAGCCCGUGAGUAACAAGGUGAUGCGAUGUGCCUUUGACGGCAAAGCUCAGCUCUUGGCUGUCGGCUUCAGCGCAGGUGUUUUGAUGCUCUUCGAGAUGCCUCAGCUUCAGGCGCUGCAGACGUUAAGUCUCGGUCAAGAGCCCCUGGAUGCAGUGGCACUGGGCGCCAACGGAGACUGGCUGGCCGUGGGUAGCUCAGGCACAGGCCAGCUGCUAGUAUGGGAAUGGCGCUCAGAGACCUACGUCCUGAAGCAGCAAGGCCACCACUACGGAGUCCGCUGUGUGGCUUUCUCCCCGGGCUCGGUAUCCAUGAAGCGUGGGAAAGCCCUGGCCUCGGCAGAUGCUCGGCCUGAGGAUCGGAGCAGUGCCAUUGGAGGUCGGCUCCUGGCGACGGGUGGCUACGACGGUAAGGUGAAGCUCUUCAAUGCGCAGAGUGGGCUUUGCUUCGUCACCUUCGCAGAACAUACAGCCCCAGUCAAUGCUCUUUGUUUCACUCCCCAAGGCAAUGCGGUGUUAAGCGCAAGCCGUGACGGCUCUGUUCGUGCCUUCGACCUUCUUCGCUACCGCAACUUUCGCACUUUCGCAAGCCCAGACGGCCUCUGUCAGUUCUCCAGUGUGGCCGUUGAUUCUGGUGGCGAGAUCGUGGCAGCAAGUAGCACAGGAGGUAAGUACGCCGUCUAUGUGUGGUCCAUCCAGACAGGGAACAUUUUGGAGGUUCUCACCGGCCACACGUCCCAUGUAGAGGCGCUGCACUUCUCACCUUCCGCAGCCCAUCCCGGACAGCUGGUCAGUGCAAGCUGGGAUGGAACGCUGAAUGUCUGGGACCUCUAUGCUGGCACGAAAGGUGGGUCAGCAGAAGCUUUGCAGUGCUCUUCCAGCGUCGUGGCGGUGAGCUUCGAUCCGCGAGGGAACGACCUUUGUGCCGCAGCGUGCCUUUCAGGACAAGUCUUAUUCUGGAAUGUGGUGACGGCACAGAACAUUGGAUCUAUUGAUGGCAUACGAGACAUUCAGAGCGCCAGGCACUGGCAGGACAUGUUUUCUGCCAUCAACGAACGUGGCCUAAAACCAGGCGCUGGCAUGAAGAAGAGACGUCCCACCGAUGGUGUCAACCUCAACCAGAACUUCAACUCCAUCGCCUAUGCCCGUAGCGGCGAGCUGCUGCUGUGCUCAUCGCGAAACUCUCCCUUUGUCUCCCUUUACGACACCUCGGCAUACACCCUGGCGGCUCGCGUGACGCUCACCACGAAUCGGAGCCUUAGUGGCGUGCAGUCAUUUCUGAACAGCAAGCUUAUGACGGAAGCCGGAGCACCCUGGCAACAGUACGAUCUUUCUGACAGCGAUGCUGACGACGCUGAGGUGUCGCGCCAGCGGCAGCAGAAGCGCCAAGCGAACUCGCUGCCGGGAGUGGCUGUGGGCGAGGCAAAGGAUGCCUACACAGAGAAGGAGCUGCACGUUUGGGAUGUCGCAUUCUCUGCCGACUCUCAGCAGUUUGCCGUGGCCACCACCCACGGGGUCUUCGUUUACUGUCAGGAUGCUGGGAUGGGCACCGCGGGCAUCUCUGGAAUCUACGGGUCCGAGACGAGCCGAUUCGUUCCGCAGAUGCUGACCAAAGCUGUGUCGGCACCAGCCGUACUGAAGGCUCUUGAUGACGGGGACAUCACCCGAGCCAUGAUCCUGGCUUUGGCUCUGAACGACUAUGGCUUGCUGAGAAAGGUCUAUGAGAAGGUGCCGGUGCACUCCAUUCAGCUUGUGGUGGCCUCCAUCGGCUCGCCUCUACUACCAGCGCUGUUGUGGUUUCUCAGCUUGGAGCUGAAGCCACAAACGGGCACCCCGCACUACCAGUUUCACAUGCUUUGGAUCUCUUCCGUCAUCGACCUGCACUUUCAGACCCUGCUCGAGAUGACGGCUGGCCGCACAACUGCGCGAACGGGCUCGACACUGGAUGCAGUGGCCGCCUCCCGGUCUGACGUUGCUGCGCUGUGCCUUCAGCUGCUGGUCGAGCUGUCGCAGAGACAUGCUGCGAUGUCCAAGAUCUUCGACAGCAACACAUACCUCUUGAGAUACCUGGGCAGCCUCCCCUCUGACAGAGAGGCCCUCACAGAUGAGAACCUGCCGCAGUCGAAGGGCGCGAAGAGUAGAAAGAAGCCGAAAGCUAUCGAGCCGCCGACAGCGCCCGCGGCAGAGGAGACGGCGGAGCUCCCUCCGGCAGAGGAGAUCGAGGCCUCUGCGCCGAAGCCGAGGGCCAAGAAGAAGCGCCGCCUAGGCACUUGA